This is a messenger RNA of Chrysochloris asiatica (Cape golden mole), 1570 nucleotides long. RefSeq names its product zinc finger, DHHC-type containing 16 (gene ZDHHC16). The record is from RefSeq and is a predicted model, not a curated record. Gene Ontology annotation, molecular function: palmitoyltransferase activity. Gene Ontology annotation, cellular component: Golgi apparatus. The transcript has 10 exons. Bases 2 to 1135 code for a protein of 377 amino acids. NCBI's taxonomy places the organism in Eukaryota, Metazoa, Chordata, Mammalia, Afrosoricida, Chrysochloridae. Gene Ontology annotation, biological process: protein palmitoylation.
CAUGCGGGGCCAGCGGAGUCUGCUGUUGGGCCCUGCCCGCCUCUGCCUGCGCCUGCUCUUGCUCCUGGGUUACAGGCGCCGCUGCCCACCGCUCUUCCAGGGCCUGGUACAGCGCUGGCGCUACGGGAAGGUCUGUCUGCACUCCCUGCUCUACAACUCUUUUGGGGGCAGUGACACAGCGGUCGAUGCUGCCUUUGAGCCUGUCUACUGGCUGGUGGACAACGUGAUCCGCUGGUUCGGGGUGGUGUUCGUGGUGCUGGUGAUCGUGCUGACUGGGUCUGUCGUGGCCAUCGCCUACCUAUGUGUCCUGCCCCUCAUCCUCCAAACCUACUCAGUGCCACGACUCUGCUGGCAUUUCUUCUACAGUCACUGGAAUCUGACCCUCAUCGUCUUCCAUUACUACCAGGCCAUCACCACUCCACCUGGAUACCCACCCCAGGGCAGGAAUGACAUCGCCACGGUCUCCAUCUGUAAGAAGUGCAUUUACCCCAAGUCGGCCCGAACACACCACUGCAGCAUCUGCAAUAGGUGUGUGCUGAAGAUGGACCAUCACUGCCCCUGGCUAAACAACUGUGUGGGCCACUACAACCACCGGUACUUCUUCUCAUUCUGCUUUUUCAUGACUCUGGGCUGUGUCUACUGCAGCUAUGGAAGCUGGGACCUUUUCCGGGAGGCUUAUGCUGCCAUUGAGAAAAUGAAACAGCUCGACAAGAACAAACUACAGGCGGUUGCCAACCAGACUUAUCACCAGACCCCACCACCAACCUUCUCUUUUCGAGAAAGGAUAACUCACAAGAGUCUCGUCUACCUCUGGUUCCUGUGCAGCUCUGUGGCACUUGCCCUGGGUGCUCUAACUGUAUGGCAUGCUGUUCUCAUCAGUCGAGGUGAGACUAGCAUUGAACGGCACAUCAACAGGAAGGAAAGACGUCGGCUACAGGCCAAGGGCAGAGUAUUUAGGAAUCCUUAUAACUAUGGCUGUUUGGACAACUGGAAGGUAUUCCUGGGCGUGGACACGGGAAGGCAUUGGCUGACUCGGGUGCUAUUACCUUCCAGUCACCUGCCCCAUGGGAAUGGGAUGAGCUGGGAUCCCCCACCCUGGGUGGCUGCCCAGUCAGCCUCUGUAAUGGCAGUGUGAACUGGGACUCUGACACUCAUUCAGUUUCCUACGUUGUUGUAUGGACCUCUGAGGAAUUCUUGAGCAAAAAGAAGCUGUGGCCCUGCUUCAGGACCCCAUGCAGAGACAACUCAAGGACCAAGCUGCUGGCUACAACAGCAGCAAGGCAUGCUGUGGGGAGAUCCUGGGGUAGAUGCCCCUUUACUCAGGCCAACAGAAGUCCAGCCCCAGGUAGGGGCCAGGCAGCUAGCCAGCUUAUCCAGUGCUGACCACAACCUCCUCCAUGUGAUGACACUGGGGUUGGCCACCACCUCUUCCACUUGCUGCCUGAGAAAGUCCCUGAAGGGAACAGCUGAGAUCCUGGCUUCUCAACAAGGCAAAGGUUGUUGCUGAGGUCACUGCCACGUCUCACAAGCUGCUGAAGGGAGCAAAAAUAAAGGUAUUUGAUUUUUAAAG